Crotalus tigris (Tiger rattlesnake) is the source of this 3105-nucleotide messenger RNA. It is a transcript of the gene FOXL2, whose product is annotated as forkhead box L2. Gene Ontology annotation, biological process: cell differentiation; anatomical structure morphogenesis; regulation of transcription by RNA polymerase II. NCBI's taxonomy places the organism in Eukaryota, Metazoa, Chordata, Lepidosauria, Squamata, Viperidae. The record is from RefSeq and is a predicted model, not a curated record. The transcript has a single exon. Bases 23 to 1186 code for a protein of 387 amino acids. Gene Ontology annotation, molecular function: DNA-binding transcription factor activity, RNA polymerase II-specific; RNA polymerase II cis-regulatory region sequence-specific DNA binding.
CGGCAGCAGGUGGUGGUGGGCCAUGAUGGCCACCAGCUUCCAGGAGCCCCCAUCCGAGGACACGGUGGCCCUUCUGCACCGGGCCAAGGAGCCGGGCGGCGGCGAGGCGGCGGCCAAAGGCGAAUUGAGCCCGGCUUCCAGCAAGGCGCCGUCGUCGAUCGGAGCCGCGGUGGCGGCGGCGGAGAAGAGCGACCCGACGCAGAAGCCGCCCUAUUCCUACGUGGCGCUGAUCGCCAUGGCCAUCCGCGAGAGCGCCGAGAAGCGCCUGACUCUGUCGGGCAUCUACCAGUACAUCAUUAGCAAGUUCCCCUUCUACGAGAAGAACAAGAAGGGCUGGCAGAACAGCAUCCGCCACAACCUCAGCCUCAACGAGUGCUUCAUCAAAGUGCCGCGAGAGGGCGGCGGCGAGCGCAAAGGCAACUACUGGACGCUCGACCCGGCCUGCGAGGACAUGUUCGAGAAGGGCAACUACCGCCGCCGCCGCCGCAUGAAGCGGCCCUUCCGCCCGCCCACAGGCCACUUCCAGCCGGGCAAGAGCCUUUUCGGGGCAGCGGCGGAGGCGGCCGGCUACGGUUACCUCACGGCGCCACCCGCCAAGUACCUGCAGGCGCCUUUCCUCAACGCCGCCGCGGCCGCCGCUUCCUGGUCCUUGGCGCAGCCCGCGCCGCCGCCUCCUCAGGCGCCCUCAGCCGCUUCCUACGGGGCCUGUCAAAUGGCGGCCGUGGAGGGCGGCGGCGGCAGCCCGGGAGGCAACGGCGGCGGCAGUCCUGUCAGCGCAGUGAAGGGAAUGGGACUUUCGGCCGGGCCCGGCGUGGCCACCGCCGGCGCUGCCUCAGCCUACGGCCCUUACUCGCGCCUUCCCGCCAUGGUGAACUCGUACAACGGCAUGGGCCACCACCAUGCCCACCACCACCCGCACGCCCACCACCACCACCCGCACGCCCACCACCACCAUCACCACCACCACCACGCGGCCCAGCAGCUGGGCGCGGCGGCGGUGGCGGCCGCGGCAGCCGCGGCGGCCGCCGCCUCAGCCGGCAGCCCUUCCCCGCAAGCGGCGCCCAACGGAGCCGCCGGCCUGCAGUUCGCCUGCGCACGCCAGCCGCCCGAGCUCGCCAUGAUGCACUGCUCGUACUGGGACCACGAGAGCAAACACAGCGCCCUGCACCCACGGAUAGACCUCUGAGGGAGGCGGACGAGCCUGCAUCGCCGGUGCGGGCAUACCCGGCAGCCCACAACGAGCCCUUCCCAAGGCUCAGGCGCGGUGGUGUCUUCUGAAGAAAAGCUUGGACCGCCUUUCCUGACCGUUUUCGUAUUCACCGAUGCCCGGCGCGUGCAGUAACGUUCGGUGGGGAAAGGGAGCCCUCCUAACCCCUCCCCCCCCAAACUCUUGUGCAUCUGCAGCUCUAGGGCUCCUCUCCGGGUGCAGGUGAAGGCAGCGCGACGUCCCACCUCCUCCUCCUCCUUGCUUCGAAUAGCUCGGCUUUUGGAUGUAAAUCCUCCCUGUCACUAGUUUUUAGGGGGUUAGGCAAUGCAGAGUUUUACUCAAUCUCCCUAGUGCAAGCCCUAAUAAAACUAAAGCUAAAGUCGCCCCCGGAUUUUGUUAGUUGCUUUAGAAACACACUGGCGAUACAGCGCGGAUCACGACCUUAGAAGACGUCCUUUGCGUGGUUAUCCCGAACUUACUUUGCAGAAGCAGGGAGAGUUGGUAGUAAGUAAUGUUUUUAAGAUCGAAACGUGGGUCUUAAUUGCAGAGGCAUUUGCUUUGCAUUGUGAGCUUAAACGGGGUUAAAAUCCAAAUCAAAGAAAAACGGGGAAAAAAUCAUAUGUUCACCGCUGCAGAUGAGAGGGGUCGAAUCAACAACUUUUAUCUCCUGCUCAGAACAACCAAACUACCAAACUUUAAAGCCAAAGGCCACGUUUGUUUAUUCAGAAAAUAUAUAUUAAAUUGUAUUUGAACUUCAAUUAACUAUAAAAUAGGGUGGCGAUGGCUGUAAAUUCUAUUGAAACGGGCUUCUUAGUUUAACAUUUUGGAGUCGUUUAUAUCAGAAAGAUUUCAAUUUGGAUUUAAGCAGGAAUAACUUUGACGCAAUUCACAAUAUUUGUAGAUUGAUGUUUUUAGAAUUGCAUCUAAUGAUUUACAUGAUCUCUCUGUUCUAAAUAUGUAAAGCACACCAAAUUUAUUAGGAUUUAUUUUCAAAAAUUGUUUCCAAGAAGGGCAAAGAUUUUCAACAUAUUUUUGUUAAUAUAAAUUUCAUGAAACUUAACACUUUCAUUCCACUGUACUGUGGUUUACAGGCAGUUUCAAAAGUUUCCUGGCUGGGUACAUGUUAAUCUGGGCAUUUGAGUAUACUGUCUGUUUCAACAAGUUUAGCGAUGUUUAAAGUUGAGAGGGAAAGAGGUUUGCAUUAAUGGGAUUAAUCUGAUUACAAUGGAUAAUUACUGAAAAUAACUAUUUGAAAUCUAGAAGGUGGGAUGUUAAAAAUGCCUGUAUUUUGAAUAGAUUGGCUAAUACUAAUACAAAUAAUGGAAAGCACUAGACUUUCACCGCCUUUUUUUUUUUUUUUUUUUGGCAUAGACUUGUCCACUGCGACCCCAAUGAUGGAGGAGGGGGACAAUGCACUUCUUCAAAUCUUAAUAUCACUGUCCAAAAUAGUACUUAUUUGGGCACUGUAUUGUACCAGAAAGACUCCUUCCUGGGCAACGUGUAGCCAUGUUGAUUUGAAAGGGGAAGGAAUUUUAAGAACAAGUUUAAAACAAUUGUAUAUGUAUUUUUUUUACAAAAAGAAAAUAGUAUUUUCUCCAGAUAAAGUAAAUUUAUACUGUAUAAACUUUAUACUAAAAUUAUUUGGCUAAAGCAAAGCUAUUCUCUAUUAUUAUGAAUAGUGGUAAUAACAGAGACUGUUUUUUGCAAUGAUGCUGUUUUAUACACACAUUUACACACACACACACACACACACACACACACAUUCUAGCCUCCACAUGGGUGUUGAGACUAAUUUUUAUCUUUUUUAAAACUGAAACUAUUUUGCCUGUAAAUCAAUUUUCAUGGGUGGUCCUCUGCUUUUCUCUUCUUUUAUGAAACAAAGUUUCAUUAUUUGAGCC